Molecule: messenger RNA, 1559 nt
Organism: Dacryopinax primogenitus
Lineage: Eukaryota; Fungi; Basidiomycota; Dacrymycetes; Dacrymycetales; Dacrymycetaceae
Exons: 9
Coding region: 84-1535 (483 amino acids)
Source: RefSeq, a predicted model, not a curated record
GUUAUCCUCGGUGACCUCAUCGUCCCAUCGGUUAGCGCCUGCUGAGCUGGGCACAACGGCGACGCCAUUCUAGUGCAGACACUAUGCUCCUCAAUCUGUCAUUUGAGGAUACAUCUCCUAUUAUUACAUACACGAACCCCUCGAACCCACCUGCAGGAUCCUUGUUAUGGGGUGCGAGCACUACGACUGACGGAUGUAGGGGCUUGUAUUCUGACUCCAGCUUUACUGGCACCAACAUCAACAAGGCGACGAUGGCGUUAACAUUCAAUGGUACUGGCAUCUGGAUCUAUGGUGCCAACAGAGCUAAUCAUGGCAAUUACUCCGUUUCAAUCGACACUCAGGACUUUGGCCCAUUAUCUGGGUAUGCGAACGACUCCGGUUGUACAGUUCUCUCGGACUUCAAGGCGCUCUUGUUCGGUCAAGCAGGCCUACCAAUGGGGGCCCACGACGUCACCUUGACCAAUCUCCCGAUCAAUACAAGCUACAAUUGGGUUGACGUGGAUUACAUCACAAUUGAAACUGAGAUUGGGGAUGCAGGUGGUGUCCAAGUUCAGACCAGCACUGUAGACGAUUCUUCGGGUCAAUUCAGUUAUAGCUCCGGUUGGAGCACAUCGAGAGCUACAGGACAAACGUCAUAUUUGGAUGGGACAUUGCAUGAGGCAAACACCAACCAAGCUAGCGUGAUAAUCAACUUCGAAGGACAGGCUAUCUCAGUAUUCGGAGGCGUGGAUACACCGUAUGGCCCAUUUGUUGCUGUAUUGGACUCUGAAGAGCCACUCUCACUGAAUGCGCACUCGUACGACUUCUUUCCCCAAACGCUGUUGUACCAUGCGAAUUCCUUGGGUGAGGGAGUGCACAAAUUGACAUUGUUCAAUGGCGCGUCGUCCUUCGAUGUGGAUUACGCGAAUAUUUGGAGCGAUAAUUCUACCAUCCCAUUGAAUCCAAGCCCUGGCACUGCAUCGGGAACCCCCGAUGGACCUGGACCGACUGGAUCUAAUAAGACGUCAGGUGCAUUGCCUACGACUUCAACGCCAAUCGGACCAAUUGUUGGUGGGGUGGUUGGCGGCGUACUAUUCAUAGCGCUUGUCGGGGCGUUGCUCAUAUUCUGGCAAUGUCGACGCCGAAAUCGACAAAUAAUGGAGACCUCCGCACUUGCAAACAGUAGUCUGCAACCGAUGAGAUCAAUCCCUGCUCAGCAUAUGUCCAUCCCUGAUCACCAGGCUGAUGCCCACAGAAAGAGGGCACCGCCGGGUAUUUUCGGCCAUCAGAAUACCUCCUCCUCAGCAGGGUUAACAACUCUCGCUUCAACCAUCUCAUCCCCAUGGAGCCCUGUCACCAAUUCUAGAAACACACAAUCAGCACGCGGAUAUCCAGGUCCUACGAUACCUUCUCCAGCGCAACCAUUCAUCCUGCGGGAUGAUGAUGCGUGGCACCUCUCAGGCUAUCCAAAUGAAGAAGAAAUUGGGGCGGGAAAUGGCGCCGAAACAAUCCUCCUUCCACCCGACUAUAGUCAAGCAACUUAUACUACCUGUUAAUGGUACAGAGGUUGGGCACGGAAG